AUGGCGCGGAGAAACCUUGCGAAUCGCCAGAAGGUCCAACCCUCACGUCGUGACACCGCUUCUUCGAUGCACUCCUCUUCCUCGAAGGCAGAGCGCAGUGGACGCUCUCAAGGGCAUCCCGUCGUCGAGUCAGCGGUGACGCGUCUUUUAGUCGCUAUCAAGCAACUCCUCGAAUCCCUAACCCUAUGGAGCGAAUGCAAGAUAGACGAGAUGCAGGUCAGCGACGUUUAUGUCCGCCUCGGAAACGACUUCAAUGCCGCAGUCGCUGCUUUUGCCGCAUUCAACAUCGAUAUGGCGGACCUCAUGUCCGUACCAGAAGAUCUGCGUGAGGUCCUUGAGACCUGCUUGGCCGAGGACGCAACUCCAGACAACCUCCAGAUCUAUCUUCCCAAAGUACGACAAAUCAUCACUCAACUUCUUCAAGGUCUUCGCGGCAAGCAGUCCAUGUAUCGACGAAUAGUUCAAGAGCACCAGCACCGGCACCGCUCAGCCCAUUCUCGCACCGAUAGUCGCUCUUCGAAAGCCGAAAAAUCUUCGUCAAGGCGAGACGGAGAAGCCAAGCACAGAUCUCACCCCUCGAGGGAAGCCUCAGAAGUCGACCGGCAAGAUACUGGGGCUUCUGUCUCCACAAGACAUUCUACACGAUCUUCACGUCACCAUGAGUCCCAUCAGCCGCCUCCGGUCUUUCAAGAGCCAGACGAUCCUCCGCCGCCGCAGAGCGACCAUAUUAAUGGUGGUCCUACACCUCAGCAACAACCUGCCGAGCUCCCCUCAACCCAGGACUCGACGGUUGCUAAACCUCCUGACCAUUCUCCCCCUAUGUCCCGGAAGUCCAUGGACCGUGCCAGCGUACCCCUCAGCCCAGACCAGUCUAUCGAAGCUGUGCCGCCCUCGGUGAAGCGGUAUUCUCUCGUGGACAAGCCGAUGCCAUCACCUCAGGUUCCCGCGGUGGUUGUUGAAGAACCUCAGGGCAGCUCCGAAGAAGGCGGAGACCGGUAUGACGCAUCCUCUCCGCUCGGCACACCUCCUUCUUCGGAAUCUCUGCAAACGCCAGGAGUAGCCAGCUCGCUGGCGGCCCUCAAGAAGAGCGAAGCUCUUGAGCGCCGAGCGUCGAAACGUUUCUCGACAUACAACAUAUCCAAGAUCACGGGUAGCGGUCCAAAAGGAGGAAGUGGACGCCAUACAACAAACAGGCGGUCGCUGGCGGUCUCAUCGGCGCUGACGCCAGGUGAAUUGGCUGUACUGACUGAGUGUGAGGAACCAUUGAAUGAGGUACGGCAAGAGCAGAGUGGGCGUUCCUCUAGAUCGACGCACUCACCAGCGCCGGAUGCGCCCCCUGUGCCACCUUUGCCGCCAAUAGCUGAAUCACCUGUCACAAUACUGGAAUCACCAAAGAGGUCUCUUGCGAAGGAGAUCACCUAUGACGAACCCGCAGAACCUGUAACUAGCCCGAGCCCGACAGCCAUAACUGUUUUCCUCCAGGUGGGGAGAGAAGUCAAGAAGGCUACCAUCGAACCUGGUCUUACAUUCUCGUCACUACGCGUCUUGUUCGUCGACAAAUUUUCCUACAACCCAGGCUUAGAGAAUUUCCCUGCGAUAUAUAUUCGCGAUCCGUCGAGCGGUGUGCAGUAUGAGCUUGAAGACAUUGAUGAGGUUCAGGAGAAGUGCCUAUUAUCACUGAAUAUCGAACCUCUCGAUCAAAUCAAGCAGCAUAUUGAUUCUCAGAUAUCCACAUUGGCGCAAGACCUGAAGGAACUGAAGGCUUUGACCGCUAACAAUCGCAGAAUGUCACAAAUAACACUCAUGCCCCAUAAUGACUUUGCCGAGAGCACACCAGCGGCCGACCGCCCAACCGACAAACACUUCGCCACUGUCGCUAGGCGUGUAUCUCGCAUGUUUGGCGGCGAUCAUACUUCGCCGUUCAUCAUGCCGCAGGCGACAGGGCAGUCGCUUCAGCUGCAACCUCAAAUGACCGGCGCUUCUGUUGUAUCGGAGUACUCAAGUCGUGUCGUAAAUGAUCUCAAAACGCAGUUCGACGAGGUGCAGAAUCUCCGCCGCGACCUCGGCGCGAUGCGGCAGAUUUACACUGAGUUCAUGACAUCAACGAAGGAAUCUCUGAGCACAUUGCGCGAUCAAACGCAGUCGGUGAAGCAGCUCGCGACCGCCCAGGUCGGCGGUGCACGAGGCUUCAUCGACUCGGGCAAGACGAAACUUGACACACGCAGCCAGAACGUGCUCACGAAGGUCGAGGAACUGCAAGACACAGUCGAGGCACUGCGCGACGAUGUGCUCAGGCGCCACGUCACACCACGCGCACAGUUGCUCAAGACUAUCAAGGAUAGCAUUGCCACGACUGCGGAGGAGCUUGAGAGCCUCAAAGAGCACAUUAACACGAUCAAGCCGAUGUGGAAGAAGACGUGGGAGGAAGAGCUGCAGAAUAUUGUUGAGGAACAGGGCUUCCUCGGACACCAGGAAGAGUUCCUUAAUGACCUUCUGGAAGAUCAUAAAGCGCUCAGCGAGGUGUUGGGACACGUCGAGAAGGUUAUCUCUCUGCGAAAAGCUGCACCGCGCUCCAGCCGCGGGCGCGAUUACAGACCACCGCCGAUGGAGGAGGGUCACACCGGCCUGAGCACGGUGAUGAUGGAGAUCCGUGGUGCGUCCGUGGACCCCGAGCGGCGGUUGAAGGCGAUCGCGGCGAACCAGAAGAGUCGCGAGAAGGAGCUCGCUACACGCUCAGACGAGUUCCAGGACGAGCUCAAGGGGUUUGUGAAGGGGAAGAAGCUCAAGAUGACAGGCGGCGCUGAAGAGGCGGAGCGCGUGCGGCAGAAGCGAAACGACAUGACGCUUAAGGCGAUGUUCGUCCCUAGCUCGUCGCCUUCACCUGGAACAUCGCCAGACUACCCACCUUUACCGGCUUCGCCCUAA
Messenger RNA from Coniophora puteana RWD-64-598 SS2, 2925 nucleotides. RefSeq names its product AIP3-domain-containing protein. The transcript is spliced from 5 exons. The record is from RefSeq and is a predicted model, not a curated record. Gene Ontology annotation, biological process: establishment of cell polarity. The coding region runs from base 1 to 2925 and encodes 974 amino acids. Lineage: Eukaryota; Fungi; Basidiomycota; Agaricomycetes; Boletales; Coniophoraceae. Gene Ontology annotation, molecular function: cytoskeletal regulatory protein binding. Gene Ontology annotation, cellular component: cytoplasm; cell tip.